CACCCAUACCCAACCCAUUAUCAAUGAGUCUACUUGGGUUUGGGUAUAAUUACCCAUGGGUGGGUAAUUUGCCAUCCCUACUUUUCCCUGUCUUCCCUCGCCCCACUAGAGACCACAAAUCUCGCACCAGAGCCCACCAGACCUCGUUUUCUUUUUCUUUCCUUCUUCCCUCGCGCGGAUCCGCAGAUAGAUUUUGUCUCCCUCCUCCUCUCCCACCUCUUUGCUCGCACAGAUCCGCCCAAGAAGCUUCGUCUUCCUCCUCUCUCAUGCACCAGAUCUGGUUUCAUCUUUCAUCUUCUUCUUCAAACGUCGAGCGACGGCGGGCAAGGAUGGCUGACUCCGACCAUGAUUCCGGCGAAGAGGAAGCUAUUGUCGAAGGAUAAAGGGGUCGUGGAAGAGGGUGGCGAGGUCGCGGCCGCGGCCGACACCAACGUAAGGGAAAGGUCCCCGGGAGAGACUGGAACCUCGCCGCCGGUGUAACAUCCUGACAUUGGGUUUAGGUUCGGUAGAGAGGUUCGAUUGAAAGUUUGGAUUGGCGAUUACGUACGAAGAAUUGCCGCCGUGAACUAGAAAAUAACAAUAAUAAUUGGUACUAAUAUUAUUAUUGUUAUUAAUCACCACCACCAUUUAUUUGUUCUCACCUCCGACAGGAAGCAGUAACAAAAAGGAGGGAAGGGAAUUAUAUAUAUUUAUAUAUAAAAAAAAAGAAUGGGAGGCGAGAAUGAGAAGUUGGGCUUAAAGCCCAAAAGUUUGCUAGUGACCCGGCGGCAGGAAUUAGAGAGAGAGGGUGGGAUUGAGGCCCGAGUGCAAGGAAGGAAAGAGGAAUCGUCUUCCUCUGGAAAGCUCGACCAGGAGCGUGGAAAGAGGGUGAAAUAAAGACAGAGGAACGGCAGGUUGCGGGGAGGAAGGUAAGGCAAUCGAUCAGGCCUCUCGGCGAUAACGGGCGUAGGUUUUGGGUAACGGAAAUGGCGAUUUCAGAUUUUAAUUGGGACUUAAUGGCUGAUGUAUUUAGGGUCGUUAGCUGAUCGGGAUUGGGUUACAAUGAUGAGAGGGCAGGAGAAAUCGAAAACCGAAGAAGAAGAGGUGAGCAGUGAGCAUCUGUCCCUGGAAAGGCUAGAUGGAGCCGGCACCAAGGGGAAGAGGAGCGAGGUGGAUCCGAACGAGGGUAGUGGCUCGGGGACGCAAGAAGAGGCCCGGAAGCUUGACGACGGCGAGAAGCUUUGCUGUGGACUCCGACGUUGGCAGGGUGAAGGAUAGCACGGAACCGUCGAUGAGGCCAAACGCUUACCUACCCAAACGACGUGGAAUCUUGGCAAUCCGGCAUUUCCCUCCGAACUGUGGUCGGAGAGGGGAAGUCGAAGGUGGGAUUGACGGUGGCGGGGGUUUCUCGCGGAGGGCGGCCGUUGACGAGGCGAUGUUCGAGGAAGAAGAAGAGGAACCUGAGGAGUCGGUCGUGGAUGGGUUUGAGGAGGAGGAGGAAGGAGGCAAUGACGGUGGCCGGAGCUGGGGCGGCAACGAGAAAACCGUGAGGAGCGACGGCGAGGUAAGACGCUCCUGCAAUUUUGGAGUCAAUGGCAUUGAGUUGGAAAUUUGAUGAAUAGUCAAGGACGUAUAUGUCUUUUUGGAAUUGGGGGAGAUUUGGUAAAAUUAGGAAGUUUAGGCGCCGUAAGUUAAUUGACCAGGCUUGGGAUGAGUUCGGAAUUGGUAAAUAUUUGGGUACCGGAUUGAAAUAAGCCGUUUGGACUGAAGUGUUUAAAUCAGAAAGUGGAAAUUGGUAUGAAGGACUGAAUUGAGCAAUUCUGGAAAUUUGGGGCCCAAUUGUAAAACCUGGGAAUUUCGAGUACCAUUUGGUAAUUUGCCGUUUUGGGGCAAAAAGGUAAUUUUCCAGAAUUUUAUGGGGAAUCUUAGGAAAGAUUAAAUGGAGGAAAUUGGGAUUGAAAUUAACCAAAUUGAAGGUCGUUUGGUUAGUUAAGCUUAGAGAUAAGUGAGUUAAGUUUUGCCUAAAUAUCUAAUAGGAGGAAAUGCAAAAGGAAGCGAAGCACGAGGAGUUGGAGCGUGGAGUUUCGGAGGAUGACGUGGGGCAACCGUCGAUUAAGAAGAGUCGUCUUUUCGAGGUGAGUGUAAAGGGGGUAAAAUCUCCGUCGUAGGUCUUUUAGUUUAUGCUUUUCGUUCAAGUUAUUAAUUAGUUAAUUUUUUUUAGUAAGCGCGAUUAUGUGUGUGAGGCAUCCCACCGCCUGUAAAGGUGGAGGCACGCGUUGUGCUUAUGUAUGUGUGUGUUUAUGAUGUAUGGAUGAUGAUAAUUGAACCCCCGGGCGGUUGGGCCACUACUGGACGCGGUAGAUGGUCGGGUCACUACUGGACGGCGAUACGUAACGCAGUAGUUGACCGGGCAUGGACUGGACGGCGAUACGUAACACAGUACCAUUGCCUUGAGGAUAGGGACACCAGACGGCGAUACGUAACGCGGUGAUUCCCUAGUAAUAAGUAUAUAAGUUAAGGUAGUAGUAGAGAACUUCUAUGAGUUAAGGAUAAAAGUUGAGAAAUUCUAUGAGUUAAGUUGAAAUGAGUUGUUAAGGAUGAAAGUGAGAACGACUUUCAUCUAAGGAAAGGAAACACUAAUAACGUGUUUUAGUAAGGAGGUUUCUAAGGGCAGAGACCGUAGGAGGUAACGACGAGACUGACCCCUUCUCACUCACCAGGUUGAGGAAGGGAUAGCGGAAGUGGAUCCCGAGAAGAAGUAAGAUGAGGCGAGCGGCCGUGCCAGUACUGGUGAGAUGUCAAGGAGCUGGGUGAAGAGUUAGAGUUAAAAUUUGGAAGUUAUUUUAUGGUUAUGAUCAUGAGUAUAUGUACUGGAGAUUCCAGGUUCAAGAUUCUGUUAUAAGUCGUUUUGAGUGUUUGAGUUGAGAUUUUGCCCAAGUGUUAGGGCUUUUCGUUUGAAAUUCUUAAAUGAUGUCAGUUUGUUUAUUUUAACAUGUGGUUUGGGUUGCUCCGGAGUAACCGGUUUUUGGUUUGAGUUAUGGUUUGGGUUUUGAAAAGAGACGGGACGUUACAGCCGGCGAGUUAUUAUUUUUUUUAAUAAUUAUUUUUUUCGUUUUUCAGCUCCUAGGAUUAUGGAUACUUAUUACAUGAGGCAACCACCCGCGACAAUUAAUCCAGCUCCGAUCGAUUAGUUACUUCUUUGGGCACAUGGUCAACAUCGUACCGACUCAGUUUGGACAAACGAGGUAAGUCUUUCAUAAAAACAAUUUUUUAAAGUUAAUUAGCUAGUUAGAUUAGAUGUUUAGAUUAGAUAGAUUUUACUAGGCUCCUCUUCCUCGUCCUCUCCGUCAUCAUAAUCAUUAUCAAAUGGCACACUUCAUGUCUCAUCUUCACCCUGACUAAUUUCACCAUGUAUCAGCACCCAAGCAAUAAGGGUUUUGUGUCAUAAAAUUGGAAAACACAUUUAAGCUAUCAUCAUCAAGAAUAGGAAUCGCAUAUUGAAAUAGAACAUCAUUCUACCAUUCUGGAAGUUUGUAAGUGAAAAUUUUAACACCCUACCCUAUACGUUUUGCCUAAUCAUAUUGUUCAUACAAUUGCAGCGGAAAUAAUCUCGGUGUUACAUUAAUUAUCAAAAUUUACCUAAAUAAAAUUUCGACAUGAAUUACUCGCGUAAUGGGCUAACAGCUCUUGCAACUUAUCCUGCAAAAUAAUUCAUCACAAACAUAUAUACUCGCACCCAUAUGCAUUGGCUUUUCUUAGCCAUAGCCACACUUUUCAUACUCCACAACUGCAUACCAUACUUAUACAUACCAUAAUCGUCACAACUUACACAGUUACACAACAUAUACACAUAUCAUCAACUUUCCACACCUGUGGAUAUCUCACACUACAUCAGAAGCUAGUAUGCACAUGAAAAACGUUCUCAAAACAUUUUUACAAAAAGGUGUGGAUCACUAGCCAAAAUCCCGAGUAGUAGUCCAAGCACAGAAUAGUUGAAGACUAUACCUCAUCUUGCCUUCAACUCUUGCUCAGCUCCCACCUAUACACCUAUCUACUGCUGCUGAUGAUGAUCUGGUUACACAUAACAUAAGCAGAGAAGAAGAAUAAAAGAGGGUCAGCUCA
Messenger RNA from Linum trigynum, 4101 nucleotides. The record is from the annotation of a GenBank genome assembly. Lineage: Eukaryota; Viridiplantae; Streptophyta; Magnoliopsida; Malpighiales; Linaceae.